Molecule: messenger RNA, 1011 nt
Organism: Bipolaris sorokiniana ND90Pr
Lineage: Eukaryota; Fungi; Ascomycota; Dothideomycetes; Pleosporales; Pleosporaceae
Exons: 1
Coding region: 1-1011 (336 amino acids)
Biological process (GO): protein prenylation
Cellular component (GO): cytoplasm
Molecular function (GO): protein prenyltransferase activity
Source: RefSeq, a predicted model, not a curated record
AUGGACUCAGAAGUUUCCGAGAGAUCCCAAUUACAAAAACUGGCUUAUACAUCAUUGACCGAGUACUUCCAAGAGCAUGACAACGAAGUCAUUGAAAUCGCAAUUCUCCCUCCAUCCGUACAGCCACCAGAUGGUGUCUUGAUACAAGAAGGUUCAUCACUUGGGAUAUCAAAGAAAGCCCUUAUCUUGGCUUACAUGGAAGCACGUGGACUAUUCUUCGGGAAGAGGCAGAGUAAUGAUCCUUCUACAAUAAAUCAGACAAUACAGGCGACAGAGAUUAUCCUUCUCUUUGACCCCGAACAUAUCACUGCUGCAAAUUACCGUAAGCGUGUGCUUGCCCAGCUGCAAGAUGAACACGGACUCCACGCUGGGAAUAUAUUUCACAAGGCUUUACUACGAGAGCUUUAUUUUCUGGACAGCGUCCUCACAUCUCCGCUCCAUCGUCAGUCAAAGUCACCGACCCUAUGGUAUCACCGCUCCCGCAUUGUAGACUCCCUUAUACUUUUCGGUCUGACAGACACAUUGGAUGGUCAGAAGGUGGUCUUUUGGAACAACGAGCUCGAGGCUGUAUGCAAAUCUGGGGAGCAACAUCCUAGGAAUUAUCAUGCUUGGCAGUAUGCUCGUAGAUUGGUCCAAAAAGCCCAUGGUUUUGGGUCAGAUGACCAAUUUGCUCCACUCGUCAAAAAAUGGUGUUGCAGACACCCAAGCGACAUAUCUGGUUGGUCUUUUCUUUUGUACUUGAUGCCUCGAUUAGCGCCAUCACUGAGGCAAGAGCUGGUGAGGGAUGUGCUGGAUUACGCCAUUAAGUUCAGCAUCGAGAAUGAGUCACUAUGGGUUUUUAUUCGCACAGCUCUCGCACAAGACAUGCCCAGCGUGGAUCACUCGAUAGUCUAUCAGCACCUUCAAGAUUAUGUUAAAAUCUUGACAAACGACGAAAGACCACAAAAUGAAGCCCACACCGCUUCUAAUGCUCUCAAAUGGAUCGACACUUAUGGACAACAUAUCGGAUGA